GGAAAAAGGAACGAAAAAGGGUUGCUGCCUUCUCUUCUUCAAUUUCAUCUUCCUUCCGUUAGUUUUACCCAGUGAACACAGCCUUUCGCUACUAUCCACCUCUGUUUUCUUCCAUUAAAACACACCAAAACAACCCUUUCUUCCACCAAAACCUCCAAAACUCAGCUGAAAAUAACCCCCAAAACCACCAAAAAUCAGCUCCUUUCUUCCACCAGAAAAUACCUCAAACCAGCUGAAAUCUCACCCCAAAAGUGCAGCAAAAAUAGCCACCAAACAGUCCCAAAAAACAGCCCAAAAGAAGCUCCAAAACCAGCAAAAAACAGCCACCAAUUCACCGAUUUUGCAAGGUCGCAAGUCGCGAUUUUCCGUCGAGGUUCCGUCGCCGGUUUGAAGUGCCAAUCAGUAGCUUGUUUGAGUGUUUCUGUUUCUUUUGGUGCACGCUCCUUUCCAUACGAAGCAAAUUCAGCAACAAAGGAAAAGGAAAUGUCUUCGCUUACAAUAUGGAGCUAACAUGGGUUUAUUCAUAAACUAAAUUGGAGAAGCUAUCAUGGCAAUUCUUGAAUAAGUAUCUGAAUAACAUAUAAUGGCUAGUUUCUGAAAUUUCUGCACUGCCCAUUUGAAGGUAUGCUGAAAAGGCCGAAACUUUUGAUUCACAUACGUGAAGAGCUAGGAACUCUGUAUAAGAACCCUUCUUUUGCAUUUUGUACUAGUAUGACUGAUGACAAGUGUGGUAACACUAAAGGCAGUGGUGGGUCGGAGUCCGAGAAUGAAUGGGAAAUAUUGCUUAAGCCUUUUAACCUCAAGCAACUCCGAAGAUCACUUAAUAAAAUUACCCCGUAUCAGCUCAAUAAAUUAUUGGCACUGCCUUUGGAUGUACCAACAUCGAUGAAGCUAUUCCAGUGGGCCGGUAGCCAGACGAGCUACUGCCACUCAUUUGAUGUCUACUAUACUUUGAUUGACAAACUUGGGGCUGCCAAGGAAUUUAAGAUUAUAGAUAGAUUGUUAUUACAGAUGAAAGAUGAAGGGGUAGUUUUCAAAGAGUCCCUCUUUAUUGUGAUAAUGAAGCAUUAUGGAAGAGCUGGUUUACCAGGGCAGGCAACUAGAAUACUAUUGGAUAUGUGGAAUACUUUCUCUUGUGAACCCACAUUUAAGUCAUACAAUCAAGUAUUGGAUAUUCUGUUGGCUGAAAAUUGUCCAAAAGUUGCUCCGAAUGUGUUUUAUGAAAUGUUAGGGAAAGGUAUUUCUCCUUCUGUAUUCACUUUUUCUCGAGUGAUACAAGCAUUAUGUAUAGUCAAUGAGGUAGACUCUGCUUGUUCACUUCUUAGAGACAUGACAAAACAUGGGUGUGUACCAAAUUCAGUGAUUUACCAGAUUCUUAUUCGUGCACUUUCAAAGUCUGAUAGGGUAAAUGAUGCAUUGAAACUUUUGGAGGAGAUGUUUCUUAUGGGUUGCAUACCCGACAUCAAUACUUUCAAUGAUAUUAUCCAUGGGCUUUGUCGAGCUGAUAGGAUUCAUGAGGCUGCAAAACUGGUGGAUCGGAUGCUUCUCCGAGGUUUCACCCCCGAUGCUAUAACUUAUGGCUUUCUGAUGCAUGCUUUAUGUCGAACAGGGCGAGUUGAUGAAGCAAGGGUUCUUCUCAACAAAGCACCUGAACAGAAUAAUAUCAUCUUUAAUAUGUUGAUUAAUGGCUAUGUGACUAAUGGGCGGUUUGAUGAAGCAAAAACCAUUCUGAAUGAGCACAUGUUGAUUAAAGGUUAUCAACCAGAUGUUUAUACAUACAACAUUCUGAUUCGAGGUCUUUGCAAGAAGGGAUCUUUGUCUUCGGCUCAUGAAGUUGUAAAAGAAAUGUCAUCCAAAGGUUGCCAGCCCAAUGUGAUCACGUACGCAACCUUGAUUGAUGGCUUCUCCAAGGCUGGCCGUCUACAGGAAGCUUAUGACCUUGUUACUGAGAUGUCAGCAAAAGGUCUCAGCCUAAAUAUAGUGGGUUUUAACUCUCUUAUAUCAGCUUUGUGUAAACAAGGAAUGAUUCAACAGGCAUUAGAAAUUUUUGGUGAUAUGUCAAGCAAAGGAUGUAAACCAGACAUUUUCACAUUCAAUGCUUUGAUUUCAGGUUUUUGCAAGGUAGACAUGAUGGGUGAAGCAUUGGGGUUGUAUAGAGAUAUGUUCCUUGAGGGAGUUAUUGCCAAUACAGUUACCUACAACACAUUGAUUCAUGCUUUCUUGAGGAAAGGUAAAACCCAAGAGGCGCUUAAGCUUGUGAAUGAUAUGUUAUUCAGAGGAUGUCCCCUUGAUGAAAUCACAUACAAUGGCCUCGUAAAAGCACUUUGCAAUGAUGGAGCAAUUGAGAGAGCAGUUGGACUUUUUGAAGAAAUGCUGACAAAGGGAAUAAAACCUAAUCAUGUAACAUGCAACAUCUUGGUCAACGGCUUUUGUAGAAUAGGGAAGGUUCAAAAUGCCCUUGAGUUUCUGAGAGACAUGGUACAUCGUGGAUUGACACCUGAUAUAGUCACGUAUAACAGUCUAAUAAAUGGCUUUUGUAACAAUGGUCGAAUUCGAGAAGCUCACAACCUCUUCGAAAAAUUAGAAGUUGAAGGAGUUUGUGCUGAUACUUUCACUUAUAACACCUUGAUUUCUUCCUUUUGUAAAAUGCACAUGCUUGAUGAUGCUUAUACCCUGCUUACUAGAGGCAUAGCUGUUGGUUUCAUUCCCAAUAAUGUCACAUGGUACAUACUCGUGAGAAAUUUUGUUCGAAAGAGUUAUGAGUCAGUAACGAGUUAGGUUUGUCAAUAUGAGCAAGAAUCGACAGGUGGCUAGGCAUCUCUAAUACUGGUGCUGAAAUAAACAGUCACCAGAAUAUCCCCAGACAGUGCAUUUCUGUAUUACUUUCUGCAGGAUGGAGGUGUAUUAUGCAUAAAGUUUGACUUCAUUUUUGCUGUGUUGUGCACUUCCAAAUCUGGGAAGUUCACCAAACAGUGCAUGAGGUCGAAUGUGUCACCAAGUUGUGUGAACAACAGCUUGAACCUUGAAGCAUCUUUCGUCAUUGAGAAUCCAUACUAUCUGCUCUCGUCUUCUCUCUCCCCAGGUACCUUCUCUUCUAUCCCAAGGUCAAAUAGCAAAUACGAGUCCCUCGUGGAAGAUUCUUAAAUGUUGAGGUUCUUCUUCCUGGAUGAUAUCACUGGAUUUGAGAUCACCUAUCUUUUGGAGCUUCCAGAGCCAUUCAGUUUCAUUUUCACGUGGUUCGCUGCUUUGCCCUUCAUAUUGUGGCUAUCCUUUACAAUUACAAACGCUAUCAUUAAAGGUUUCUGAUCUUGAAGGGCCCCUGUCCGAACUGUGGAACAGAAAACACUUCCUUCUUUGGUACCAUAUUAUCUGUGUCUAGUGGAGGUAACACCAACAAAGUGAAAUGCGCAAAUUGUGGUACGGAUAUGGUCUAUGAUUCAGGCGCAUGCUUAAUCACAUUGCCGGAAGGAAGUAGUCCAUGAGUCUACCUACCUAUACUCUUUUAUUGUUACUUAAGGACGAUAACAUAAGAUGAUUAUUUUUUAACAGCAAACAAGUUAUCAUCUAUAUAUGUUCUAGCCAUGUCUUUAUUCAAACCAUUUAGCUUA
Molecule: messenger RNA, 3608 nt
Organism: Nicotiana attenuata
Lineage: Eukaryota; Viridiplantae; Streptophyta; Magnoliopsida; Solanales; Solanaceae
Product: pentatricopeptide repeat-containing protein At5g64320, mitochondrial
Exons: 6
Coding region: 625-2778 (717 amino acids)
Molecular function (GO): protein binding
Source: RefSeq, a predicted model, not a curated record